Verticillium alfalfae VaMs.102 is the source of this 424-nucleotide messenger RNA. RefSeq lists its product as hypothetical. The transcript has a single exon. Gene Ontology annotation, molecular function: oxidoreductase activity. Lineage: Eukaryota; Fungi; Ascomycota; Sordariomycetes; Glomerellales; Plectosphaerellaceae. Bases 1 to 342 code for a protein of 113 amino acids. The record is from RefSeq and is a predicted model, not a curated record.
AUGCCUUCCUCCACCCUUACCGUCCUCUACCCUGCCCUUAAGGGCGAGGGUGACAAGUUCGACCUCGACUACUACCUCAGCACCCACAUGAAGAUUGCCCGCGAGGCCUGGCUGGGCCUCGGCCUGAUCAACUACCAGAUCAUCAACUUCACCUCCGGCGCUGCUGGAGCUGAAUCCGCCUUCUCCGUCGCUGCCGUUCUCACCUUUGACUCGGCCGACGGCGCCAAGUCGAUCGGCACCGCCGCCGAGACGAAGGCUGUUCUGGCCGAUGUGCCCAACUUUACGAACGUGCAGCCCAGCCUGCUGUUCGGCGACGUGCGCGAGCAGUGGAGCAAGCAGUGAGAGUUUACGAGAUCGGAUCGAUGCGGGCUCACCCCAGCUGCGUGUGGUGCGACUACCUUGAAUUAAUGUCAUUUUGAUGCCC